Messenger RNA from Linderina pennispora, 726 nucleotides. RefSeq names its product AMPKBI-domain-containing protein. Gene Ontology annotation, biological process: signal transduction. Gene Ontology annotation, cellular component: nucleus; nucleotide-activated protein kinase complex; cytoplasm. Gene Ontology annotation, molecular function: protein kinase binding. The record is from RefSeq and is a predicted model, not a curated record. The transcript has a single exon. The coding region runs from base 1 to 726 and encodes 241 amino acids. NCBI's taxonomy places the organism in Eukaryota, Fungi, Kickxellomycota, Kickxellomycetes, Kickxellales, Kickxellaceae.
AUGGCAGCACGCAAGGCGGCUCCGGGCGUGGCCGGAAAAUCGCCCGUGCCUGGCAUUGCUCAGGACGGCGAGCCCAUCGUGCUAGGCGCCGAUGACGGCGAGCAGCGCAAGGCAGUGCCGACGCUUAUCCGGUGGGCCGAGCCCGGCAGCAACGUGUAUGUGUCGGGGUCGUUCAUCGACUGGCAGUACAAGAUCAAGCUGCAUGAGAACGACGGCAUGCACGGCGUGGUGGUCGACCUGCCCGUGGGCACGCACUGCAUGAAGUUCAUCGUCGACGGCAAAUGGCGGUGCUCCAGCCGCUUUGUCAUUGCGCCCGACGAUGACGGCAACCUCGUCAACUUCUUCAAGGUUGAGGAUGUCAUUGAGGAGGCAGAGAUCGAGAAGGAAGACAACGUCGAGGGUCUUGACCCCUCCGCUAUGUCAAACUCACCGCCUGGCGAGUACGGCUCGGCUAUUCCCGACUUGGCUAAGCUGGCCCGCGACGCGUCUGCCAGCCGCCGCAACGAGCCGCCGCUGCUGCCACCCCACCUUAACCAGGUGCUGCUCAACAGCUCCGAGAUCCGCCGCGACGACCCGAAUGUCCUGCCCGUGCCCAACCACGUCGUGCUCAACCACCUGUACGCCUGCUCCAUCAAGGACAAUGUCAUGGCCGUUUCCAGCACCUCGCGCUACCGCGGCAAGUACCUGACCACAAUAUACUACAAGCCGGUGACCCCGCUCAGCUAG